CGUCUGCAAUGGGGUUUCCAGGAUUCUUCAUUAAAAACCAGAUUUAUUUAUUUUUUAGUCCGCUCUUCUUUCUUAGAUGAUACAGAAGGACAGCGGCUGUUUCUCUCUCCUAAUAUUGCAUUCUUCUUUCUUUCUUUUUCUUUUUGGCAGUCUUUGGAAAGUACCAGGCGAAUGUUGCAGCUGGUAGAUGAGAGCAAGGAUGCCGGGAUUCGAACUCUGGUUAUGCUGGAUGACCAAGGGGAGCAGCUGGACCGCAUUGAGGACGGCCUAGACCAGAUUAUCCAAGACAUGAAGGAAGCCGAGAAGAACCUCAGCGACAUGGCCAAGUGUUGCGGCCUUUUCGUCUGCCCCUGCGCCAAGUUAAAGAACAUGAAGGCCAUGGAGGCGAGUAAGGCAGCCUCUGGCAAUGCCCAGGAUGUGGUGUCACAGCAGCCCAUGAUGAUGACCGCUGGGACACAGAUGAUGAUGAGUGGGCCUUUCAUCCAGAGGAUAAUGAAGGACGACGUGGAGGAAGAGCUAGAGCAGAAUUUGACCCAGGUGGACAGUAUGCUGAGCAACCUGCGUAGCAUGGCGGUGGACAUGAGCAACGAAAUUGAUGUCCAGAGCAAGCAGGUGGAGAAUAUCAAAGAGAAGGCCAUUGCCAAUGUGAUCAGCAUCAGCGAAGCCAACAACCAGACCACCAAGAUGCUGAAGAAAGCCUGA
Notechis scutatus (mainland tiger snake) is the source of this 702-nucleotide messenger RNA. The record is from RefSeq and is a predicted model, not a curated record. Lineage: Eukaryota; Metazoa; Chordata; Lepidosauria; Squamata; Elapidae.